AUGGCAAAUCCUUCUAAACCUACUGAUGGACACAACAGUUCAAACGAAUUAUUGAACCAGUCAACAAAUCGAAUUGCAUUAGCUCUAGCCAACAGUUUACAAGUCAUCAGUCCCCAACUCACUCAAAGCAGUUACCGCUUUUGGAGUUCUCAGGUAUUAUCCACCGUUGGUUCACACAAACUUGAGGCCCAAUUUUUACUGCAGAAAUACGAAAUAAGACUUGAAAAAUUCAAUACAAUAGAUUUGUACAACUGUUCAGUGCAUAUAGCCUCUACUGGUACUUUAAAUAGCUCACAUGGUUCCAUUAGCGACAUAAAUCAUGUUUCCAAACCUGAGUUAGAAAGCUCUCAAUCUGACAAAGUGUCUGGUUCACUUUAUCCUACUCCACCUACUUUAAUGUCACUAGCAGCAGUUAAUGGCUUUGGUGUCCUUAGCCAACAUGUGCCUUUUAAACCCCCGCGUAAGCGUUACGAUGCUAUAAGGGUCAUGAAGGAGCUGAAUUCCUCCUCCACUCAGCCUUUACUUGUCCCUCAUUUGUUGUUUGCCACUGCACUAUCCUCUAAUGUAGCUUCUGCCAAUGCUUCUGCUCUUGCUUCACAAGAUCUCCAAUAUAAGUCAAUACGUUGUAGAAAUCCCUUUGUUUCAGUUGAGUUUGGUACUUCUUUCGUUUCAGCUAAACCUGAUGUUCAAGGUCACUCUGAUGCUUCUUUCAUCAUUCUUGUUACUUACAUUAAGUUUGAUGCUACUAAUCAGUAUGUGUCCAGCAAAAAUAAUGAUGAUGUAGUCCAUAAUCCUACUACUGAUCAAUGUAGUUCAUCUCCAAAUAAUAAAACUUAUAUUUCUGAUAAUUGUACUGCUCAAACACAUAAUUCUGGUUCACAUUCUGUUCCUGCUAACAUCAAUGCUUGCAUAUACUCUGCUGAAAAUUGUAUUGCUCAAACACAUAAUUCUGGUUCACAUUUUAUUCCUGCUAACAUCAAUGCUUGCAUAUACAUUGCUGAAAAUUGCAUUGCUCACACAUAUACCAUUGCUCCACAUUGUUUGACGUCUUCAGUAGCCACUGAUCCUUUUGUAGUAAACAUCACUCCUGACAACCAUGUUUCAGAUGAUAUAGUAAUUGGUAAGAAUUCUUCUCCUCUUAACUCUUCUUCCUUUAAUCCAAAUACAUAUUCUCCAUUACUAUCUGCCUCCACUAAUUGUAAUAGUCCAUCCUCACCUAAUGUUACAUCGUUGCCUACAAUUAAUACUUCUCUUGAUCAUUGUUCCUUACCCUGUAACAAACCUGGUUCUUCUGAAAACACUACUGCCACUAACCCAAUAAUAGAAGCUAUUAUCCCUACAAGGUCUACAGAUUGCUUUCUCCCACCAUGUCCGCUUGUGGUUGAUCUUACUUCCUCACAGUUUUCUAUUGCUUUAGUUAGUCCAAGUCUGGUAUUUGAAGCUCUUAAAAGUACCAAGUGGAAGGCUGCUAUGCAGUCUGAAUUUUAUACACUUGUCCACAACAAUACCUGGACUCUUGUUCCGUCUUCCUCUAAUAUAAAUAUAGUAGGAAACAAAUGGGUUUUUCGCACCAAACUCAAUGCUAAUGGAACACUACAGAAAUAUAAGGCCAGGCUAGUUAAUAAGGGGUUUCAACAGACCCCUAGUCUUGAUUACUUCAAAACCUUCAGCCCAGUAAUCAAAUCAGCCACUAUACGAAUUGUUUUGACUCUAGCAGUAACUAAUGGAUGGGAUGUGCAACAAAUUGAUGUUAAUAAUGCAUGUCUUAAUGGAGUGCUAACUGAAACUGUCUACAUGAAGUAG
Molecule: messenger RNA, 1803 nt
Organism: Pistacia vera
Lineage: Eukaryota; Viridiplantae; Streptophyta; Magnoliopsida; Sapindales; Anacardiaceae
Product: putative GPI-anchored protein pfl2
Exons: 7
Coding region: 1-1803 (600 amino acids)
Source: RefSeq, a predicted model, not a curated record